Molecule: messenger RNA, 354 nt
Organism: Sugiyamaella lignohabitans
Lineage: Eukaryota; Fungi; Ascomycota; Dipodascomycetes; Dipodascales; Trichomonascaceae
Exons: 1
Coding region: 1-354 (117 amino acids)
Source: RefSeq, a predicted model, not a curated record
AUGAUACGUGAAACACAGCCCUUACCAGUAAGUGGGAAACUGCAUUCCUUGACAAUCUUCGAGCGACCCUUCUUAUCAACAUGCUCGGUGACGACAACGACCCUGGUCUUGGCAGGGUUAGCAACCAAAUCCAUGGCACCACCCAUUCCUUUAACCAUACCUGGAAGAGCCCAGUUAGCAAGGUCACCAAAUUCUGACACUUGCAUAGCUCCAAGGAUGGUAAGGUCGACACGGCCAGAUCUGAUCAUUGCAAACGACUCUUCUGAACCGAACAAUGAAGCACCAUCAAUUAGAGUAACAGUUUCUUUACCAGCGUUAAUCAAAUCAGGAUCUUCUUCGCCCUUCAAUGGAUAG